Messenger RNA from Tripterygium wilfordii, 3612 nucleotides. RefSeq names its product rho GTPase-activating protein REN1-like. Lineage: Eukaryota; Viridiplantae; Streptophyta; Magnoliopsida; Celastrales; Celastraceae. The transcript is spliced from 23 exons. The coding region runs from base 302 to 3001 and encodes 899 amino acids. Gene Ontology annotation, biological process: signal transduction. The record is from RefSeq and is a predicted model, not a curated record.
CAAAGCAAAUCAAACUCUCUCAACGCUUCCUCAACCUCCUUCUCCUCUUUAUCUUCUUCCCAUCAACAAUCCAUUCCAUUCGAUAUCCUCUCAUUGUUCUUCUUGGUAAACAUCUCCAUUGCAUAUGAACUUUGUGUGAUUUUUUGAUUUGGCGGAUUCGUGUUGUGGUUAGGUUGAAUGCGGUCGAUUGUGUUUGUUUCCGGUCAGUGGCAUUGCGAGAUUGAUCAAUGUGAGUGAUGCAGAAGCGGUUGAUAAUUGAUCGCCAAUCGCCUGGGAUGUGACGGUUUUUGGAUCCGAUUAAAUGGCUUCCAAAAUAGAGAAAGAGAAAGAAGAACCAUCUCAGGGAGGUGGUGGCGCUCCUGCUCCUCCCCCUCCGCCGCCUGGUCCACCAGAUCAUCUGCGUACUCGUGGCAACUCGGUCUUCAAGAGUGGCCCACUUUUUUUAUCAUCUAAAGGCAUUGGCUGGACGUCCUGGAAAAAGAGGUGGUUUAUUUUAACACGUACUUCACUGGUUUUCUUCAGAAGUGAUCCAAGUGCCGUCCCUCAAAAGGGGGGUGAAGGGAAUUUGACUCUUGGUGGAAUUGACCUGGCUUGCUCUUUGAAAUUUGUGGUUGUCAAAGCAGAUAAAAAGCUCUUGACAGUUCUUUUUCCUGAUGGCCAUGAUGGACGAGCAUUCACUCUCAAGGCUGAAACUUUGGAGGAUUUAUAUGAGUGGAAGAAUGCACUUGAGAGUGCUUUGGCACAAGCACCAAAUGCUGCUCUUGUAAUGGGUCAAAAUGGUAUUUUCAGAAACGAACAGGGUGAUGCAGUUGAUGGGUCUAAAGAAACAUUGAAGGAUAGACACCCUAUUAUAAAGUCUACGGUCAUUGGCAGACCAAUUUUGCUUGCCUUGGAAGACAUUGAUGGAGCUCCAUCUUUUCUUGAGAAAGCCCUUAGGUUCGUAGAAGAGCAGGGAGUCAGAGUAGAAGGAAUUUUACGACAAGCAGCAGAUGUUGAUGAUGUUGAACAUCGAGUUCGGGAAUACGAGCAGGGAAAAAGAGAAUUUUCUCUGGAGGAGGAUCCACAUGUGGUUGCUGAUUGCGUCAAGUACGUCCUCCGCGAGCUGCCAUCAUCUCCAGUCCCUGCAUCUUGCUGCAAUGCACUACUAGAAGCAUGCCGAACUGAUCACGGCAGUAGAGUCAAUGCAAUGCGUGCAGCAAUUUGUGGAACCUUCCCUGAGCCAAAUCGUCGCUUGUUGCAGAGAAUUCUUAUGAUGAUGCAAACUGUGGCUUCUCACAAGGCUGAUAACAGAAUGAGCAGUUCAGCCGUGGCAGCUUGCAUGGCACCCUUACUUCUUCGUCCUCUUUUAGCUGGUGAUUGCGAAAUUGAAACCAACUUCAAUGUAGGUGGCGAUGGUUCUAUUCAGCUUCUACGAGCUGCUGCUGCAGCUAACCAUGCUCAAGCCAUCGUUAUUACAUUGUUGGAGGAGUAUAACACCAUAUUUGGGGAAGGUUCUAUGUCCCCUGAACUAUUCUCUGACACAGAAGAGAGUGGUAGUGAGGCUGAGGAGGCAACUGAUGAUGAUGAGUCCUAUGAAGAUGACGAAGAUGAUGAUGCAACAGAGGGUACUGAUGUAUACACGGUUGAUGAUCUUGAGAAUGCAUCUAGUGGAGCAUGCAGUAAUAGUGGUGAGUCUGGAGAAGAGGAUAUCCAUGAUGACAAGAGUGUUGAUGAUUUUAGCUCGGAUUCUAUGUCCCCCAAGGUACACACUGAUUCUAGAAACAAUAAGGAAUUGUCAUCAAGGGAUCAUCAAACCACACAGACUCAACAUGAAAUUGUACAAGAGACAGAGAGUUUAGCCAAUCAAAAUGCCAAUAGGUUGGCAGAGGAGAAAGCAGACAACUCUGAACUAUCAUAUAAUGCUUUUGUUGUAUCGAGUUUAGAGUGUAAUGUGCCUGAUCCUAGUCCAUUGCCACAAAUUCAAAAAUCAACAACAAUUUCAAAUGGACCGGUGCAAAGUUGUAGGCGUCCCACUGUUUGGGGAUGUACCCCUGCAAAGAAGAACCUUUCGAUGGAAUCUAUUGAUUAUCCCGUUGAAGAUGAACUUGAAGUCCAGAGGCUAGAAGCCACUAAAAUUGACUUGCAAAACAAGAUUGCAGAAGAGGUUAAAGGUAAUGCGGCUCUACAAGUCAGUUUGGAAAGGAGAAAGAAUGCCUUGCAUGAGCACCGUUUAGCUCUUCAGCAAGACGUGGCAAGACUACAGGAACAGUUGCAAAAGGAGAGAGAGAAGAGGACAGCGUUGGAAUUAGGACUUGACACAUCUCAACAGCCACGACAAGUUGCAGACACUAUUGAUGAAAAGACGAAAGCACAGCUUGACGAAAUAGCAGAGGCAGAGGUAAUGAAUUUUGAGCAGAAGGUUGAUGAUCUAGGGACGCCACUGAAUCAACAGCGAGGCCAAAACCAUGGUUCCAUCUCUGGUUCAUGCAAUUGGAAUCCUCCAGUGAAAGUGAACGAUAAACAGAAGGAUGCUGAAGACACUUCUAGUUCACAUCCCAUUGGGAGGUCUGCAAGUAAGGAUAAUCAUGUGGAUGAAGCAGAUAUUGGGAAUCAGAAGCAGGAAUCAUUUUCUUUACCAGAUAAACAUCCACAACAAAACCAGCAGAUGGAUCCAGUACGCAAUAACAACUCCAAGUCUGUUUCGACGACUCCUAAUUCUUCUACUGGAAAGCAGGUAGUAGGAAGGCCAAAUGCAAGCAAUUCCAAGCGGUCUGGUAACAGGAGUGAGGGAACAAAUUCCACUACUUCUGCACUAUCAAAGUUGACAACCCGACUCAACUUUCUGAAGGAACAGCGAAGCCAGAUUACGAACGAACUGCAGAAUAUGGACAAAGGCCGAAAUUCAGGUCAAGAUGUCUCAAACAUGGAUAGAGGUCAAGGUUCUGAUAGUCGUCAUCAGUCACUACAAAACCAAGACAAGGACGAAGAUUUAGUUCAUCAAGAAAAAGAGAGAAUUGGAUAAUGGUCAUCCCCUUCAGACCCAGAGAAAGGGUUAGGAAUGGAAGGCCAGUCACGCCAGAAUUCAGAAAGAAAAAAAAAUUGACAGUCUCAUGGUCAGAAUCUGGAUGGAGGCAAAAGUUCAGGAUAUUCACAUCUCGUUCUUGACAGAGAAAAACUCUCAAGGCAAUGCGCCGAAUGCUCCUGGAUUAGAAGGCCAUCCAGACAAUAUAUGUAGAUAAUGACGGAGCUUGUUGGAUGGCAAUGCUCCAAAGUUGAUUUUGAUCUCCAUACUCACAGGACAUACUUAAAUGUCCUGAAACCCCAUAAGCCAGGGGUGUGCACAGAAGAACCAUCCCAGCUUGAUUUAAGCUAAAUUAUCUGUGACCUUAGCUGCUAAUUUUUCUGGGUUAGAGUGGAGGCAGGGUUGAAUACAUCUUUUGUAUGGGUAAAUCCAGUUUUUUUAGUUAAUUGUAGAGUGUGAGUGUAAAGAUUAGUUAGGACCUGGGAUCAAGCUACUGUUGGAGCUUAAGAUAGGGAAACGCUCGUUUAACCUGACCCCAGCACCUUGUGGGUCUUGUUUAAUGACAGCAACUGCACACAAAACAUUUUUAUUAGACUGGGUUCCAUCGCUGA